Messenger RNA from Porites evermanni, 7111 nucleotides. NCBI's taxonomy places the organism in Eukaryota, Metazoa, Cnidaria, Anthozoa, Scleractinia, Poritidae. The record is from the annotation of a GenBank genome assembly.
GCGAAAAUCAAAAUGGAGGGAGAAAACUCCGAGGUUUUAACGCCAAACAUGAUCCCGGUCUCGCCUACAGAAAGCGAAGAGGGUACGUAGCCAAAACCUUAAUAAUUUUAUUGAUGUUAUAUUGAAAGUGAUUUCCUAUCCUAUUGUAGAGCCUGGUGAUGUCCAAAUACGGAACGUUGAAGCCGAUGCAGAGGUAAGCUUACGAUUGUUUAAAAAACUUUGUUGGUACCGUUGGAAAAUGUUGGAAAUUGCAAAAGUUGAAUAAAUUCCCCGAAAGAGGAGGAUUUCCUAAUAUUCUGCACCCGGGGGGGGGGGGGUUACUUUAGGAAUUUCUGGGUGGGGAUGUGCCGCUGGGGCCCUGGAACCCUUAACCUAUACCAGAGCUAGUUCAGCUGAAUUUUGCUAUCCUAUACUAAAGUAAACUCCCCAGAUCCCCCCUAUCCUAGAGCAGCUGUUUUCCAGAAACUACCGAAGUCACCAGCACAGUAGUCUAGCCAAAACAAAACCUUAUACCGCAAUCCCUAGUCUAGAUAAAAUCUUCAGCCAACUGAUCAGUUUCCUGAAAAAUGAUACCCUAUUCUAGACCCAAACGCUCUGAUUUAUAUACCCUAUCCUAGAGUAACUGCUUGAAAACCAUACCCUUCACAGCGACACAUACAAAACACUCAUUUACUUGAAUUGUGCUCGAGUACAAGGGACCUUGUACAUAUAUACUCGGCCACAAGCUAAGUGUCAAUGACAGGUCCCUGUCACACGUUUGUGCACGUUUUCUGUUAGUUUUGAAAGGCAAAUCCAUUGCUUUGGAGGCAUACCCAUAACUCAUUGCUAGUCCAAAAUUGAAACUGCUUGGGCCUUUAUAUAACCAGACAGUUAAUCUGAAGACAGACUCCAGGUCACUUCAACACUCUGUAUUACAGUAUACUAAAAUUAAAAUAUAAUCCUUCUAUUUUAAAGCACAACCAAGGCUAAAAAAAUAUGAACUGCCACAGAAAGUAUGCAAACAGGAUAUUUCUACAAAAACACAUAUUCAGAGCGAUUGAUCGAUCUUUCCCAUUGGACGCAUGCCAUGAAUUAUUUUGCAUCUUUGGGAAUUUUUAUGCAUCAAGGAUGCAGGAUGCAGAGGUAACAAAAUAACUGGGGAAGUCUCUGCCCCAAAGAGGUAUAUUUCCCAGGCUUCAAGCAUAUGAAAGGGUGGGGAUUUCACUUCUUGAUAUAUAUGAAAGGGUAGGAAAAUAUGUCAUUUCAGUUGGUACAAAAGGGCUGACAGAUGCAUUUUAUGGUUGUGAAGAAGUAAAAAAAAAGUUGCGGUUUUGUGAUUUCUUCAUAUCUUAAAACAGUGCAUUUACAGCUAUUUAAAUGUAUACAAAGUUCAAAACUAGGUAUGUGAAAGAGGUACCAUUUGUCAAUAGAAGUUAUAUGAAAGGAGUACCUUUUCUACAAAAAAUUUGGGUAUAAAAAGGUAAGGGGUUAGUCCUCUAGGAGUCUCCACUAGGGCUCAGGCUCUUUGAAUUGUGAACAAUCCUUAGCGCUAUUAUAAAAGUAUUCUGUUCUUGAGCAACUGCAAUUUCUCUAAAUGUUUUAUUUAGGAAGUUGACCUUACCCAUGCAAAGAUCCAGAAACUAGACAACUUAGAACGAUUGACUUGUGUCAAGGUAUGUUAUUAUUUAUUAUUUUUUAGCGGUUAAUUAAGAAAUUUGUGUUAAUUUUAAACAAACAGUGCAUUUAAUAUUGGAUUGAUUGCAUGGCUUUAUUUUCCUGUUGCCUUUUUGGUUUUUAUGUAGCCAUUUCUGUUUUAAUCUUUAGUCCCUUUGCCUUCGGAGAAAUAACGUCUCUAAACUGGAAGGACUGAGCACAUUAACAACAUUGGAAGAGCUGGACCUGUAUGAUAAUCAGAUCAACGUGAUAGAGGGCCUGGCAAAUUUGACCAAUCUUACGUAAGAAAAUUUUUUCGAGAAAAAGUACUAUAAUUUAAACAAUGUAUGUUAUGAGGAUCUAAGUAAUCCAAUCAAAUCUCUCUGUAAUGGCCAUCAGUGCUUGGCGACAGACUCAGGGAUGUAGCUAAGGAAAAGCUACAUGAGUAAGCUAACUUUUUUACUGGUCAAGCUGGCUGUUUUACUCAACUCCACUUUGAAAAUUCCCUGAUAUCAUUCUUUUCCAGAGCAAUCUAAGGCAGUGGUAAGCUCUUUUUCAGCUGGUAAAAUUAGCCGGCUGCCGGCCUUUAGCAAUAUCCUUGCAGACUGAAGCAAGAAUUGUUUGUUAGUUGCUGAGGAUCAACUGAACUCCCAAGGGACGGCUCUUAUUUCCUGGGUUGUUUUGUUGUCAAAUGCCAAUUAUUUAUAAAUCAGUUUAAUGCAGUGGACUAGAAUUGAAGGAAAUGAAAGUUGGGUUGAGUUGAGAGUGCAAAGUAAAUGACUCUUCAGUUGUCAAAUGAAUAUAAUGUUGGUCUAACCAAAUCAUGCAGAACGGUUUCACCUCAUGAAACUUUAUUAUAGUCUUGAUGAACUUGAGCUUUAUCAGCUGAAAAUAAUGAAAGUUAUAACACGUUAUAUCUAGACAAGGGAGCAAAUAAAGUUUGUUUGACCAUUUCCAAUCAUUGUAUCUAAUAUCAAAACCUAUAAAGGAUAUGAAUUUGUAUUUUUUUUAAGGAGUUUGGAUUUGUCAUUCAAUCUAAUCAAAGUAAUAGAAAACUUGGGAUGCCUGACAAAAAUCAAAAAGCUUUACCUUGUUCAAAACAAGGUCUCCAAGAUAGAGGGCCUUCAGAAUCUUUCACAGCUUGAGAUGUUGGAACUUGGUGCAAACAAAAUUAGGGUGAGUACAAAGUUAGUUGUGAUUCAGUCGGCUUGACAGUAGCUGUAUAAACCUUUCGAGAAGAAAUUGAAACUUGAAUGUAAUCAAAAUCAAAACGUUUAUGUCUUUUUAAGGUUCUGGAAGGAUUUGAAGGUCUAACCCAACUACACAGCUUAUUUGUGGGGAAAAACAAGAUUACAAAACUUGAUGUAAGUGUUUACUAGUUAAGAGUAAGUAUGAAUCAAAACACUUUUUUGAAAGUUUUUGUCUUUGUCAAGGUUAGACCCCCCCCGCCCCCUAAAAAAAACAUUUUAUUUGGAUUUUAAUGUAGUGAGCAUUUCUGUUGCCUUUUUUUGUUGCUAGAAUCUCAGUUGUCUUACCAAUCUGAAGUUACUCAGUAUUCAGGUGAGUAAAAACUUCAGUUUUUGUUGUUGUCUAACAAACAUUAGUAAAAUCCAACUAGUGGUCUAUUAUCAACGCUGUGUUCUGAUUGGUUGAGCUGAUACUAGGCUAUAAGUUGUAGCCCACUAGUAGCGAAAAGUGCCGGCUUUUUGGCAGCAAAAAAGGAUUAAAGUCUAGCUUUAACUAGCUAAGGUUGUUUUGUCUCGAUAUUAUUGACCAAAUAGUUGGAUUUUACUAAAACAAUAAUUAUUCCUCUCGCCCUCAUGGCCUCUGAGUCAAUAGCCCAUGAGGCCGAAGGCCAAAUGGGCUAUUGACUCAGAGCUCAUUUGGUCUCGAGGAAUAACUGUUAAUUACAUGUACCUAAUAUGAAUCUCAAUUUGGUUAUACAGUCGAUCCUUUCCUCUACGGCCAAAUUAGGGACGGAAUAAAGUGGCUGUUAUGGAGAGAUGGGGGUGUAAUAUGACAUAUUUUUUUGAGGGAGUGCAAUGAGUUUAUCUUGCUAAGUUCAUGCCUACUGUAUCCCAUAAUGGUAAUCCAAUCAUAAAAAUGAUCUGUAGCGCUAAAAUACACAAAAAAAAACUUACAUAUUUUUUUGAAUCAAAACGUCAACAUGACCAAAUGCGAGCAAGGCUCGCAACAUUUGCUAUAAAUAUUGUCGACAGUAGACAACCUAUGCUUACUCCAGCAGUAUUAUAUGGAACACAAUUAAAACGAUUGCCGCAAUCAUCAAUGCUCCAUAUGGGUCAAAUUUCAUGUCCAUUCCUGACUUCAUGUGUUAGUCGCUGAAAAACUGGCUGUUUUUGAGAGGUUAUUUUGGCAGUUGGGGAUGCGCUGUAGUGGCGCUUGCCAAUGUAGAGAGGGUUAAACUAGAGUCAAUGUAUGGACUGUGAGAGGUGGCUAUUGUGGAGAGGUGGCCGCCAUUCGUGAAGGUUGACUAUAUUUAAAUUCUUCCUUUGAGGAAAUGGUUGCACUCACUGUAAGGAAGCCCUCAAAGUCUAUAUUACGUGUCGAGUGUUUUUUUUUUUCUUUUUCAAAUCAAACGGAUUGUUUUGCAGAAAUGUGGGAAGCAGUGACUUACAUUAGUAGCUAAUAAAAGUUAGUGAAGUCCUAGUUUUAUUUUCAUUCCAGAGCAAUCGUAUUGUCAAGCUGGAAGGUUUAGAUGGUUUAGUUAAACUAGAAGAACUCUACAUUAGCGACAAUGGCAUUGAAGAAAUCGAAGGCCUUGACAACUUGGUAAGUAAAGACUUUUAAUAGGAGAGUGAUAACGGUCAUCAGAAAACAAAGUGGUCAAAAUACUGAAAUUCUUGUAAGAAAAGGUUUCCUGAAAAUUUCUGAAUAAAGAAAAAACAAACCCCCAGAAUAACAUUACGCCUAUUACAGUACGCCCUACCCCAUGCUCGCGAACUCUCGACCGAACACAUCAGGGUAGCUAACAGUUUUGUAUGAGACGAAAAAGCCACCUAAAAAUUUUUGGCGACUGAAGUUCCCCUAAGACAUCCGAAAGAUAAAAAGUUUUUAGGGCAGCUCCAAAUUAACCAAACAGGCUUCUAAAGCACAGAGUAAACCCUGUGACACACUUCUGACAUAUGUGGAAACAUUCGGUCGUUGGGUGCCGCUGUUUCAUCCCCUGCCGUCUGGUCCACUCUUACGUUGAUCUUCAUCAUAACGUUAGCUUUGUACAAAAGUUGAUAAACUUUGUAUACGUACCGGGUAACCGGCAUCAGUAUUUUGUCUGGAAUAUUCAAAUGCCCGGUAGAAUUCCUGGAGAAGCCUGAAGUGUGGGGUUGCGGUACUUUCCAGAGUUACUUUUCGCACGGUUCCCCCUCCCACUCCUCUCUAGAGAGCUCCUUCAGUGCCAAACUGGAGAGGUAAAAGAGUUCAGGGUUCACAGGUACAGAAAAUUCCUUUGAAGGAUAAGUUUCUUGUCUUUUUUGGCACAUUUGAUCUUGAUGCUACAGAGCAUUGUUUUCUACUCUGUGUACACAGAUCAACCUCAAAACACUGGAUUUAGCAUCUAAUAGGAUAAAAAGAAUCAGGAAUGUCUCUCAGCUUGUCAACUUGGAAGAAUUUUGGGUGAGUACAAUCCGUCGUAUGAAAUAAUAAUAUCAGGCAGAAGAGCUUAACUAUUUUACAGUGUUGUAUUUAUUCAUAAUGCGUGGAAAAUGUUGUGUAGAAGCUUGUGUCUUUAUUCUUUCCAUUUAUGCUGUAUAUGUUUUCGCUGACUUCUUUUCCAUCGCUCUACGAAGUAUAUUUGGCAUGCGGCUCUGCUGAAAAAGCUUAUGUCAAAAACUACUAAUUCAUCUGUCUGUUGCGUCAUUUUUAAAUAACUAAUUGGCUCUUUUUUUACUGUGUUACUGAGAUGAAUAUACUGGCUAUUGCGAACUGAGGUGUCUUCUGAGACUCGGAUGGUCUAUUGAGAGCCAAACGCUUGAAUUAUAAAGUAACACCUACUGGCGUUUAUUUAUCUCUUCAGUUCAACGAUAAUCAACUCGAUUCCUGGGAAGAUUUGGACCAGUUUAAGACCUGCACCAAGCUACAAACAGUCUAUCUGGAGAGGAAUCCAAUAUGGAAAGACACGGCGUACAGGCGGAAAGUUAAACUUUAUCUGCCAAAUGUUACACAGAUAGAUGCCACAUUAUGUGGCUAAAAAAUCUCUAGCCCCAUUAAUUAUGACGGGCCAUCCUGGAUCUCACGUAAGUCGCGACGAGGGUUUCCGGUCGUUUUGAAACAAAGUCGUUUCGAUACAAGUUUAUUCAGUCGAGGUGUAAAUAGUUUGACGAACUGGGCUUAACGAAAGAAGAAUAUUCCAUCCCAAAUUUUUUUUGUUCACGCGCAAACUAUACUUGAAGUGGUCAAAAUUUGUUUGCAAUUUCACUUCUUGAGUUCGUAUCGAAAAGACGAGCGAAAAGACAGCAAAUGCGAAACGAAGAAUGCUUCCGUUUUGGAUACCUCUUCCUCUUCGAGACUUACUGAAAACGUGGAAAAAAGUACUUAUGGUGAUAUAUAUUUGAGCAUUCUCAGUCAGAGAGGAAAAUGUAUCAUAAACGGUUUUUUUUAUUUCUCUACUGAAUGUCGUUAAACUUUGUUAGUAACAGAGCGUCGACCAACACUGGGUUUUUUUGUAACCUGUCUUUAAAAUUGCAUAUAGAGACUAACGUAAAACUUUUAUGUUGGAAGUUGCUUGUGGUUUUGUUGUUUUAUGGUCCUUAGAGCGUGGAAAAAAGUCGAUACUUCAAAUCGAUGUAAGCAUGCAGCAAGGUUUUACCGUAAACUUACAGUAGCGUCUUUGUGAAUUUGUUGAUUGAAGUGGCUGUUGUUGGCAAUAGUAAUUACUGAUAAGUUUUUCCAGGACUUGCACGCUCGAUUCUUAAAACUCUGUUGUUCCUCAGUGUUGGGUCAGUCCUUUACUUCCAUAAAAAGGAACCUAGGAACCGGACACGAAGCUAUAGCUUGUGGAGGAGAUCUGUAUCGUCAUCAUCAUUAUCCGAAUCAUCACCAUUAUUAUUAUGAUCAUUAUUAUUAUAAAUAUUAUUGUUCAUAUUAUUACUAUCUUUAUUACAGUUGAACCGCCAUUAAGCGGCCACCCUCGGGGUACCGGCAAGUGGCCGCUCAAUAGAUGAUAGUCAUAAAUUAGCAUAAUCUUUAGCGGAAACAUCACUAUAUUUUAAAACAAACAGGCAACGGCAGAAACGUUACUGGUCCACAAUCGGUCGUCACCUUCUAUCUCGGACUGAAUUAUUUUUCCUUCAUCAUAUUUUUGAAAUAAAGCCAAACUAAGUGUAUAAAGUGCUUGAUGGCCCCUUAAGAGAGGCGACAAGAGUGGGAAAACUCGUUGGGAAGGCCAAAAUUAUUUCCGGACUUUGGUAACCGGCCUCUUAAUAGAGGGUGACCGUUUAAUAGGUUGCUGCUCAGUGGAGGUUCA